Molecule: messenger RNA, 694 nt
Organism: Paramecium sonneborni
Lineage: Eukaryota; Ciliophora; Oligohymenophorea; Peniculida; Parameciidae
Source: the annotation of a GenBank genome assembly
GGUAGAUAAUAUCAAACAAGAAGUGAUAAUAUACUUGCAGAAAUUAAAGGGUCAAAAUAUCCAGAUGAAAUUUUAUUAAUGGGUGGUCAUUGGGAUUCAUGGGAUGUUGGAUCAUAAACUGGAGCUAAUGAUGAUGGAGGUGGUGUUAUUGUAUGUUUGGAAGCUUUAAGAAUUUUAAAAUAAUUAGGAAUUAAACCUAAAAGAACUAUUAGAUUUAUUGCUUGGAGUGGAGAAGAAAUGGGAUAAAACAAUAAUGGAGCAUCUCAUUAUGCUAAACAUCAUGGUACAGAAAAUCAUAUCAUUGCAUUCGAAUCUGACAUUGGAUCCACUAAACCUUAUGGAUUUGGAAUUACCGCUGGAUAAUAAUUCACGUAAUUAUUAUUUCUAUUAUUUUAUUAGUUAAUUGGUCACCUAUUUAGCUUAAUAAUAUUUAACUGGCAUUGGAGCAGAACGUGUCUAUCCUAAUGAUGGUGAAUCUGUUGAUAGUGGAAUCUUAGCUGAAUAAACUGGAACUCCUAUGUUAAAUGUUAGAAUUGCUGAUAAUCAAAAUCAUGAUUUCUAUUUCACCUAUCAUCAUACUGCUGGAGAUUCUAUGUGGAUGAUGAAUCCUCAAGAUAUGGAUGAUAAUGUUGUUGCUAUUGCCAGUAUCAUGUAUUUGAUUGCUGAUAUUGAUGGACCUAUUCCAAAGGAUUGA